AAUUGCAUGUAAUAUAAUCCACAUUCCUUAAGACAUCAAAGUAGCGCUGUGGAGUCCCGAGUAAGCUUUAUCGAGUGCACCCUCUCGGGAAUUUGUGAUGAGGCGGGAAAUGGCGUCCGAGGAGCCCGUCGAUGGUCUGUGGUUCUGAACACAGCUGGCAGCGAUAACGACGGACAGACCUCUCUCUCGGUGGCCGCACCGUUGCGGCUACCAGUGUGGACAGGCAAGCGGCAAGUUUGGUUACGAAUUUAUUUGCACCAUCGUCUUCCAUGUAACGUGUAGGAUGAUGAGGUUGAGAGUGCGGAAAGCUUCUCAGCAGACCAGCGCCAAACCAAAACCUGGUCCCAAAUCCAGCCCCGGCCGUCCAGCCCCAGCCCCCCGCCCAGCCCAGGCCAAGAGGAAACACUGUGAGGUGGAGCCCACUGCUGCGACCAGGAGAGGCCCCAGAAUGCAGAAGAAUGAGACAGGCCUGUUUUCCACCAUCAAGAAGUUCAUCAGGGGAAAUGCUGUCAAGAUGGAGCAUGACAUCCCAGCUAAGAGGAGUCGUGUUGAUUGUAAAGUGGACAGCAGCAACCUGAUCACGUCUUCUCCUCAUCCUCCUAACAAAACUAUCCCCAGGGGCUGCAGGAGAAGCGCUAACAAACCUGAUCCAAUGACGUUGAACAGUAAACCCCUGAAGCCCAACGGUAAACUGGAGGUGCCCGUGGAGGUGGCCAUCAGCCCUCCUCGUACUACUCUCCUGGGCACCAUCUUCUCUCCCGUCUUCAACUUCUUCUCUCCUGCAACCAAGACGGCCACUCUUGGGUCUGACUCACCUGGGCAGGUGCUGGAGGCUGAGGAGAUUGUGAAGGAGGUGGAGGAAAUGUCGACCAGUACCCCCACAUCUACAGAAGGCGUCGUCCUGUCUCCUGUUGCUCCAGUACCACCACCGGCUCCUCUGGCUACACCAGAACCACCUGUGGAGGAAGGGGAGAUGGUUACAGAAACAGAUACGCCCCUUUUAACAGCUCCUGUAUGCACCCCAGUCAGCUGUUACUCCCACGCCCCUCCCACGGCCCCUGCAGACGGCACCUACGAGGAGGACUGGGAAGUCUUUGAUCCGUACUUCUUCAUCAAACAUGUGCCUCCGUUGACAGAGGAGCAGAUAGCCAGGAAACCAGCACUUCCUCUCAAAACACGCAGCACACCAGAGUUCUCCCUGGUCCUAGAUUUGGACGAGACGUUGGUGCACUGUAGUCUGAAUGAGUUGGAUGACGCAGCCCUGACCUUCCCUGUCCUGUUCCAAGACGUCAUCUACCAGGUGUAUGUGCGUUUGAGGCCGUUCUUCAGAGAGUUCCUGGAGCGCAUGUCUCAAAUUUACGAGAUCAUUCUGUUCACUGCCUCUAAGAAGGUGUAUGCAGACAAGCUGCUCAACAUCCUGGACCCUAAGAAACAGUUGGUCAGGCAUCGUUUGUUUCGUGAGCACUGUGUAUGUGUUCAAGGAAACUACAUCAAGGACCUAAACAUUCUUGGAAGAGAUCUUUCAAAAACAAUAAUAAUCGACAAUUCACCUCAAGCCUUCGCUUAUCAGCUUUCCAAUGGGAUUCCCAUCGAGAGCUGGUUCAUGGACAGGAACGAUAAUGAGCUUCUCAAGCUGGUUCCUUUCCUGGAGAAGCUAGUGGAGAUGGUAUGUACUCUGGAGAAGCUAGUAGAGAUGGUAGGUACUCAUUCUGGAGAAGCUAGUGGAGAUGGUAGGUACUCAUUCUGGAGAAGCUAGUGGAGAUGGUAGGUACUCAUUCUGGAGAAGCUAGUAGAGAUGGUAGGUACUCAUUCUGGAGAAGCUAGUGGAGAUGGUAGGUACUCAUUCUGGAGAAGCUAGUAGAGAUGGUAGGUACUCAUUCUGGAGAAGCUAGUAGAGAUGGUAGGUACUCAUUCUGGAGAAGCUAGUAGAGAUGGUAGGUACUCAUUCUGGAGAAGCUAGUAGAGAUGGUAGGUACUCAUUCUGGAGAAGCUAGUAGAGAUGGUAGGUACUCAUUCUGGAGAAGCUAGUAGAGAUGGUAGGUACUCAUUCUGGAGAAGGGGAAAAUAAACAAAUUUAUUUUUUGGAUGUGCAUCCAACUCCAACGACUUCCUUAUGUACUCAAACAUUUGCCCUUGUACCUGUUAGAUUGUCUGUAUCCGGCUUGCAUAAACAGACCGGUUUCUGUUCUUUCUCUUCCUCCACGAAAGUCACCCCGGUCAUUUGUGUCGCUGUACUAUUUUAUGCAACCUCUGCUGUCUGUUCUUACACUCCUCCACAGAAUGAGGACGUAAGGCCUUACGUCAGAGAACGGUUUCGUCUUCACGAUCUCCUUCCUCCAGACUGAUUUUUGAUUGGUUGACCCAGCAGGCUAACCAAUAGAUAUAUAGAAUGUAUAUUUCUAUUAGAAUGUUCAUUCUAAUUUUAUGGAUUAGCCCUGCAGUACUUGGAGAGGGAUGCCUUCCCUUCAACACAGCGGAGAUGAGGAGAAUCAAGUUUAACUGACUCUAAUGAGGAUGUUGUUUUAAAUGGAUCUCUGUCUACAACGUUUUCAUUCCUGAUGAAAAUACCAACAAAACACCAUUACAGAGGUUUUUCUUGUUACAGAAAACAACAAAACACAAAUCUUUAUAAUUCCUGAAGCUAUGUACAGUUUGAGUAUUUGUAUAUGUUUUGUAUUCUCGAACUAAACUGUUAUACUCAAACUAAACUGUACCCCCAGGGUAGAGCAGUCCCCUUGUAUUGUAAAAGGCUUCUGCCUAGACGGAUGGACCUCUUUGUUUAUUCUUGAAAGCAGGGCCGUGUUUGUUAAGGCACAAACAUUUUGCAACUAAGGAAUAUAAAGCGUUUCGGAUUGGACAAGUCCAAUCCUCUCCAAUUCGGACCGUUUUCUUCGUUUUUUUUGGUGCCUAAUGAACAAGACUGUGGCGACUUUCUGGGAGAUUGUUUCUCAUCUGCAGCUACACUUUUGGACUGAAUGUCAUGCAGUAUUUGAGUGUGGGGACCUGACUGCUCUAGACUCAUUUGAACAGGAAUGGGCUGUCAAACCUGUAUAAUAUACACACUCGAUUACAUGUGUACAUAUGCCGUAUAUAUUUUUCAACUUUUCACUGUGCUUCUGAUUUUAUGUGUUCCUCUUUUAACUGACUGCUUUUACUUUUCUUUUUUAUGCCUUUUGGAGAAAAAAAAUAGUGAUUUUUCUGUUGUCUGCCUGCAAUUUUUACAUCUCAAAUAGCAACCUAUUCCCUAUAUAGUGCACUGUUUGACCACAGUCCUAUGGGACCUAUUCCCUAUAUAGUGCACUGUUUGACCAGUCCUAUGGGACCUAUUCCCUAUAUAGUGCACUGUUUGACCACAGUCCUAUGGGACCUAUUCCCUAUAUAGUGCACUGUAUGACCACAGUCCUAUGGGACCUAUUCCCUAUAUAGUGCACUGUUUGACCACAGUCCUAUGGGACCUAUUCUCUAUAUAGUGCACUGUAUGACCACAGUCCUAUGGGACCUAUUCUCUAUAUAGUGCACUAUACAAAAGAAAAGGGUGUAAUUUGGUAUGCAUGCUUGCUUUUUAGUCCCAUUUUAAGUGCAGUUAUGUGGUCUCUAACAAGGUGCGGGUUUUUAAGAGAAUGUUUAUGAAAUCAUCAUGUGUAUAGGUCGUAAUGUUAAUGUAGUAUAAGGUUUCACUUGGAAGACCAUUCAACAAGCCAUAAUGAUGGCCCAGAUAUUAAUUUAGAAAAUGUAUAUUUGAGAUUUCACCCCUUCUUUUUUUUUUUUUUUUUUUUGUAAAGAUGUUUAAAAAUACCCUUAAGAUGCUCUGUUUUUAGGGUGUGAUGAAGAGUUUGAGGAAGGAAGGCUCCGGAGCUCCUGCACUUUUUGUAUAAAAAACAACUUUUAAAUGCAUAAUUCCCUAUGUAAAAAAAAAAUAAUUUUUUGUACACAAGUUAUCACCUCAAUUGUUAUAUCUGGACUAUUUUGAAAUCGUAGCACCAGCAAAACGGCUAACAUUUUGUUUUUAUCUUUUUAAAUCAUGUUUUUCAUUGCUGUUCUUAGUCGUGGGUGUGUGUGGAAUCUCUUAUGUAUGAGUCUAAAAGUUUGGCCGAUAAGACUCCAUGUUGUCAUUGACCAUCUUGGAGGGUCACUCCUGUUGUACUCGGUGUUACUCAAUGGUGUCCUUGAUCAUAAAUACAUUUUUAUACAAUUCAUGAAAA
This is a messenger RNA of Oncorhynchus gorbuscha (pink salmon), 4202 nucleotides long. Its product is annotated as CTD small phosphatase-like protein 2-A. NCBI's taxonomy places the organism in Eukaryota, Metazoa, Chordata, Actinopteri, Salmoniformes, Salmonidae. The record is from RefSeq and is a predicted model, not a curated record. Bases 284 to 1756 code for a protein of 490 amino acids. Gene Ontology annotation, molecular function: phosphoprotein phosphatase activity. The transcript has 12 exons.